GAGUAGCGGCCGCCAUUUUAGCUGUGCCCAGUUGUAGAGCGUUGUGGAGGGCAGUGUCCGUUUAUUCAUAUUUCGAUGUAGCUGUAUAUCACAAAGUAAGUUGAUUUGAGGAGCUGACAAGAAUAGGUGAAGCGAAUCCUCCAAGAGCCUGCGUGAAGAAAGGCUGUGAAGAUGGCGCUCGACAGGCGUGACGACAAAGAUGGAGAACUCAAUGUUUUGGAUGACAUCUUAACAGAAGCACCAGACCAAGAUGAUGAACUCUAUAAUCCAGAAAGUGAACAUGGUGUGGAUGACAAAAAAGGUUGCAAGAGGAAAAAUGAUCGAGGAGACAUCCUGGAAUGCAAGAAGCUGAGGACUUCAGGGCAUACUAUUAUCAAGAAGUCCACCGCUUCUGUGGGAACCAACGAUAAAAACCCUGUAAACCUCAGAAGCAGGCAUUCUGAGUAUAAAGGUGUAGACUAUCACUAUGACAGAAGCGAGGACAGGAAGAGCCAUGUGGUCAGAGGUGCUGUCUGUAGAGAGGACCCUCCUCAGGGUUCCAGUGACAAGCCGCUGAAUCGCAGGAGAGUGCCGGAUCGAAGAGCUAAGCCCCUGAUGCCUGACGAGUCAGAGUUGCGAUGUACCAGAGAGGAGAGUGUUGGCAGAGUGAGCCACUCUUCCAAGGAAGAAGCAAACUCUGAGUUUGCCUCUGAUCAAGAAACGGGAAGCUCAGUUGAAUCCUCUGAAGACGACCGCUCUGACCUGGAGGUUAUGGAGGGUGAGGAAGGAGAAAAGGGUGCAGAUGAAGAAGAGGAAGAGGAUGAUGAUGAAGAAGAUGGUGAAGAAGAAGAGUAUGAGCUGGAGGAAGGAGACACAAGAGAGGGGAAUGACCAAAAUGAUUAUGACACUCGUAGCGAGGCUAGCGACUCUCAGUCAGAGUCCGUGUCCUUUUCCGAUGGCGAGUCUGUGCAUUCUGGAUCUGGAUCUGAUGUUUCAGAUAAAGAAAGAAAAGAGAAGAAGCACACUAGAAGGAUUUCUCCAAUCAUUUUUGAUAGAAGUGGAAGUUCAGCUUCAGAAUCAUUUGCAGGCUCAGAGAAGAAGCAUGAGAAACUGCCCUCUUCUGUUCGUGCUGUUCGCAAGGAUCAGACAAGCAAGCUGAAGUACAUUUUGCGCGAUGCCAGAUUUUUCCUGAUUAAGAGCAACAACCAUGAAAAUGUUUCGCUGGCCAAGGCCAAGGGUGUUUGGUCUACGCUACCCGUCAAUGAGAAAAAGCUAAAUGCUGCAUUCCGAUCAGCUAGGAGUGUUAUACUCGUUUUCUCUGUGAGGGAGAGUGGGAAGUUUCAAGGUUUUGCAAGGCUUUCCUCUGAAUCACAUCAUGGAGGAUCUCCAAUUCACUGGGUCUUGCCUGCUGGAAUGAAUGCCAAAAUGCUUGGAGGGGUCUUUAAAAUUGACUGGAUUUGCAGGCGGGAAUUGCCCUUCACCAAAACAGCACACCUCUCCAACCCAUGGAAUGAACAUAAACCUGUCAAAAUUGGACGGGAUGGACAGGAGAUUGAACUUGAAUGUGGAACGCAGCUCUGCUUGCUUUUUCCCCCCGAUGAAAGCAUUGACUUGUAUCAGGUUAUUCAUAAAAUGCGCCACAAGAGGAGGAUGCAGUCGGAGCCACGCUCUCGAGGGCGCCCCCCACAUCGAGAGCCAGGCCGCGAUCUGGGAAGGCGUCGACCAGAGGAUUAUGACAUGCACAACAGGAAACGACCAAGGAUUGACUAUCCUCCAGAGUUCCCUCAAAGAACAGGUUUUAUGCAGGACCCUCGCAAUCAGCCUAUAGACAGGCGGUUCUCGGGUGUACGGAGAGAUGUGUUCCUCAAUGGGUCUUACAAUGAUUAUAUGAGAGAAUUUCAUCAUAACAUUGGACCACCACCUGCCUGGCAAGGAAUGGCACCGUAUCCUGGAAUGGAGCAGCCCCCUCACCAUCCUUAUUACCAGCACCAUCCUCCUCCUCCUCAAGCCCACCCACCAUAUUCUAGUCACCACCCAUUGCCACAUGAUGCCAGAUUUAGAGAGAAGCGGGUUGUACGUUCCUUUUCAUCAAGUCUGCAUGACUACGAUAUGCGGGUUGAUGACUUCCUUCGACGAACCCAGGCAGUUGUAAGUGGACGACGCAGUCGUCCUCGAGAACGGGACCGACAGAGGGAACGAGAUCGGCCUCGAGAUGUGAGACGUGACCGAGAGAGAGACCGAGGACGGGAACGGGACCGUGAAAGGGACAGGAUUAGAGAGAGGGAAAAGGAGAGGGGUCGGUAUCGAAGAUAGAGGAAGACAGUUUGUAACUUUCUUAAAUGUUGUACUUAGGAGUUUGACUGUGUAUCAUGCAUGCAGUGUGACAAAACUGGUAAACAACCAAAAAUCAGUUUCAUAAUUGUUAAAGUGACAAAUAUCUACACCUCUUAUAUAUUUUAAAGUGCAACUUCACAUUGUUGCAAGCCUGGUUUCAGACAUUAUUUGAAAAGUAUUUUCACUUUAUUGUUCUCCAGUUUUGUAUUUGUCUCAGAAAAGAGAACAAACUGUUAUCCAGAAUUUCUUAUAGUGUCAAUGUUUGUAAUUCCAUGUGGUGAACCGAAAUAUUGGUUCGGUAAAUAUCUGUACCGAACCUGGUGGUGUUGUAGCAAGUAUGUCUAACAUUUUUAAGUUCCAAGUCAUGUAUUUUUCUAUCAUUUGUGUGAUAAGCAAUAUUGAUACUUACCUUUUUUCAUCUUUAAGAAACCCAAACCAAGGUUCUAAUCAGUGCUGUAGCGCUUAGCAUUUUGAAAAUCGGUAGAAUGACGCAACUGUAAACAUGUUUUGAUUCAGAAAGAAACUAGUUGUAUCUUUUAGCGAUACUUUUUGUACAAAAACAAAACAAUUAAAAACAUUUAAUUUGAA
This is a messenger RNA of Scleropages formosus (Asian bonytongue), 2901 nucleotides long. It is a transcript of the gene ythdc1, whose product is annotated as YTH N6-methyladenosine RNA binding protein C1. Bases 172 to 2292 code for a protein of 706 amino acids. Gene Ontology annotation, molecular function: mRNA binding; N6-methyladenosine-containing RNA reader activity. The record is from RefSeq and is a predicted model, not a curated record. Gene Ontology annotation, cellular component: nucleoplasm. Gene Ontology annotation, biological process: regulation of alternative mRNA splicing, via spliceosome; mRNA splicing, via spliceosome. The transcript has 17 exons. NCBI's taxonomy places the organism in Eukaryota, Metazoa, Chordata, Actinopteri, Osteoglossiformes, Osteoglossidae.